AAAGGGAAAAGUUCUAAAUUCUGCGCAUGCGCUCCCCGGGAUUAAUGUCGAGGCACAAAAGUGGCGCUGCACCGUCGCGAGCUCUCCUCCGGUGGUUGCCAUAGCGAUGGAAGGGGAGUCAGAACCCAACCCCGCCGCGGCGGAAGAGGCAGCAGGGGAGCGGGUGGAGCCCAUGGAUGCCACUCCCUCCCCCGAGCGACCGGCCGCAGCCCCCUCGAGGGAGGCGGUUUCCAUGGCAACAAAACAAGAAGGGGAAGAAGUCGUUGACGAGGCCCCGAAGGAGGUCGGCGGGGAGGACGAUGACGACGACGUGGUUCUCCUGGGGGAGGAGGAGGAUCCCCAGCCUUCUGCCGCGACCCCCACCAGAGACGCGCCCGCCCCGGACCGCCUGGAGCCGGCCGAGACGGCAGAAGUUUCCACGCCGGGUUCUCCCAUCUCCUUCAGCCUGUCGUCCCCCGCGCCGCCGCCGCCCACCGCAGAGGCGGAGCCCAUCGUCAUUGACGACGAGGAGGAGGACAGCGAGCAGAGGAGCGCGCCGGCCUCCCCACCGCCGCGCCCAGGGGGCGCCUUCGAGUCGCGCUCGCCGGGCGCGCUCAGCAGCCCCGAGGCCGAGUCGGAGAUCAGGAUCGCCAGCGUCACCACGCUGGGGGCCGGUGGUCGGGGGCACGCCGCCGCCGAGUCCACGCCGGCACAGUUGAGGGACGCGCAGGACGACAUGGCGCUGGUCAUCACCUCGGUGACCUCGCUGCAGGGCGCAGCCGCGCAGGGCGAGGGCCACGUGGAGGAGAACGGCCUGCAGAUCGCCAGCUCCUUCAGCCUGAACCCCGACGCCCCGUCGGGCCGACCCCCCGCCUCCUUCAACCCCGGGAGGGGCUCCGGGCCCGAUGGCCAGCUGGUGCAGAACGGAGACGCGGGGGAGCACAACAGGACAGACUCGUGGAUCUCCCAGUCGGCCUCGGUCCCCCGCAGCCAGAAACAGGCGGGGGUCGACGCUCUGCCGGCGGCCUCCUCCCUGCCCAAAGCGCCCGGCCAGACUUCAUCGCAGCCCCGGACGGUCAAGGUGACCUGCGCCAACUGCAAGAAGCCGCUGAAGAAAGGCCAGACGGCCUACCAGCGCAAAGGCUCCACCCACCUGUUCUGCUCCACCACCUGCCUCUCCGCCUUCUCCCACAAGCCCGCCCCCAAGAAGAGCUGCACCAUGUGCAAAAAGGACAUCACCAACAUGAAGGGCACCAUCGUGGCCCAGGUGGACUCCAGCGAGUCCUUCCAGGAGUUCUGCAGCACGGGCUGCCUCGGCGCCUACGAGAGCAAGCAGAACCCCCCCAAAUCCAUCCUCAAGACCAAAUGCACCGUCUGCGGGAAGCUCACUGAGAUCCGGCACGAGGUCAGCUUCAAGACCGUGACCCACAAGAUCUGCAGCGACACGUGCUUCAACGUGUACCGCCGGGCCAACGGGCUCAUCAUGAACUGCUGCGAGCAGUGCGGCGACUACCUGCCCAGCCGCGCCUCGGCCAACCACUUCCUGCUGGUGGACGGCCAGCAGAAGCGCUUCUGCUGCCAGAACUGCAUCCGGGACUUCAAGCAGGCUCACAGUAAACUGGCCACGUGCCUCACUUGCAAAACGCUGAUCAAGACGGGCGAGGUUCUGCACAGCAUCGGGGCGGGCGGCACCAUGGGCUCCUUCUGCUCCGUCAGCUGCAUGAACAAGGGCAAGCUGGCCUCCACCUCCUUCAUCAACACUGAGCCGUCGUGUCACUUCUGCAAGAAGAACUCGUUACCGCAGUACCAGGCCACGCUGCCAGAGGGGAACAUCCUCAACUUCUGCAGCUCUCCGUGUGUCACCAAGUUCCAGAAUGCCGCUCUUCUAACGACCACCAACGGAGAGACGGCGCUCUCCACCACGAACAACACGACCAGCGUCACGCUGAAGUGCAACUACUGCCGAGGAGCCUUCAGCCUGAAGCCCGAGACCCUGGAGUGGCAGGACAAGGUGCACCAGUUCUGCAGCAAGACGUGCUGCGAGGACUACAAGAAGCUGCACUGCAUCGUCACCUCCUGCGAGUACUGCCAGGAGGAGAAGACGCUGCACGAGAUGGUGAAGUUCUCCGGAGUCAAGAGGCCUUUCUGCAGCGAAGGCUGCAAGCUGCUCUUCAAGCAGGACUUCAUAAAGCGCCUGGGUCUGAAGUGCGUCAGCUGCAACCACUGCAGCCAGCUGUGCAAGAGGGGCGUGACCCGGCAGCUGGGCGGCAUGACGCGGGACUUCUGCGGCGAGGCCUGCGCCAAGAAGUUCAACGACUGGUACUUCAAGGCGGCGCGCUGCGACUGCUGCAAGGUUCAGGGGAGCCUGACGGAGUCGGUGAUGUGGAGGUCUGAGAUGAAGCACUUCUGCGACCAGGAGUGUUUGCUGAAGUUCUACUGCCAGCAGAACGAGCCCAUCAUGGUCACGCAGAGGGGCCCCGAGAACGCCACCCUGGGUUAUGAAAUGCAAACCAAACUUGGGCUGGUGAGCCAGGGCACGGCGGCGUACGGCGGUCCGAUGCGGGACGUGAAGAACAAGGCGGUCCUCUGCAAGCCGCUCACGCUGACCAAGGCCACGUACUGCAAGCCCCACAUGCAGAGCAAGCUUCUGCAGACCGACGUAGACGACGGUGUGAAGAGGGAGUACAUUCCUGUCCCCAUCCCCGUCCCCGUCUUCAUCCCCGUGCCCAUGAACAUGUACUCUCAGCUGGCUCCCGCUGCGCUCUCUCUGCCCGUUCCGGUGCCCGUCCCGGUGUUCCUGCCCACCACCCUGCAGGGGGCGGAGCAGAUCGUCCAGACCAUCAGGGAGCUGAAGAACGAGGUGUCCUCCGACCUGCCCUCCACGGCGGAGAUGACCGCGGAGGACCAGAAGCCAGACGAGAAGCUCGUGGAGGCCUCCAGCAGCUGCUCUGAGGAAGAGGAGAAGGAGGAGAAGCAGCAGCAGCAGGAGGAGGAGAAGGAGGAGAAGCAGCAGGAGGAGGAGGAGAAGGAGGAGGCGAAGCAGCAGCAGCAGCAGGAGGAGGAGGAGAAGCAGCAGCAGCAGGAGGAGGAGGAGAAGCAGCAGCAGCAGCAGCAGCAGGAGGAGGAGGAGGAGGUAGAAGAAGUGAAGCAGGACGAGUCUGACAAGAAGAAGGAAGAAAAGUUGGAGGAAGAGGUGGAGAAGACGGAGGGCGAGGAGGACGACGACGACCUGUAUGAGCCUGACCUGGACCUGGAGGCAGACUUCCCUCAAGGUAAAGGCUGCUCAGCCUCAGACCCCGUCCCGGUCCUUGAAGCAGUGGACGAGGACCUGGGCUGCUCUCUUCCUGCCAUCCUGGCUGAGGAGGAGAAGGAAGAGAAGGAGGAGAAGGAGGAGAAGGAGGAGUCGGCGACUCCACCGCACCCCGAGAGACGAGGCAACAAGAGGCGGGCGCUGGAGGAGGCCUCGGAUGGAGGGGCUUCCCGUCCCAAGGAGAGGCGCCCGGGAGGUCGCUCGCUACCUCUCAAAGCUCGCUACGGGGUCAACGCCUGGAAGCGCUGGGCGCUGUCCCCCUCCGACCCAUCGGAGGACACCGACGCAAAGGACGGCUCCAGACCCGCUCGGGCGAGGAGCAACCUGCUGCUGCUGAGCUCGGAGGAGCUGAACGCCGCUCUGUCGCGGUUCGUCGGGGAGGUGUGCCGACCCAGCGGGGAGCGCUACUCUGCAGACAGCAUCCUCUACCUCGUUCUGGGCAUCCAGCAGCACCUUCACACCAAAGGCCGGACGGAUGACCUGUUUGGGGACCCGAGCUACUGGCGGUUCGGGGAAGAGCUCAACAAGGUUCUGAAGGACUGGCAGCCCAGCGUGCUCCCUGAUGGCUCCCUGUGGGGCCGGGUGGAGGAGCGCUGCCUGUGGAGCAGCGGGCAGCUCGGGGAGCAGAGUCCGGCUGCCCUGCUGCGCUCGCUGGUCUACCUGAACACCAAACACCUGGGCCUGCGCACCGUGGAGCAGCACCUCCGCCUCUCCUUCGCCAACGUGUACGGCCCCGACGCCAUCCACCCCGUCGCCGCGGAGACGGCAGCCUGCGUCCUCGCGCCCGCCAUCUCUCAGGAUCACCACGGGCAAACUGAGUCGAGGAAGAGGAAGCGCACGUUGGAGGACGGCGAUCAGGACGACGACUCGGGGGGCUCGGCGGCCCGAAGCCCGGUGGAGAAGCGCGAGUGUCGCCUGUACGACCUUUACAGAUCCAAGUGCCCGGCGUCGCUGCGCGAGCGUCUGGACGUCUUCUACGUUCAGCCGGAUCCCGACCGCCGCCCCGACGACCCGCUGUGGUUCAGCUCCACGCCGCUGGAGCGGCGCUUCCUGGAGGGCCUCCUCGCCAGAGUCCUCCUGGUCAGGGACGUUUACACGGACAGGCGGCGCCUGGAGGAGGGGGAGGGGGACGGGGGGGAGUAGCGGCUAGCGAGCCCAGAACUGUUUGACGUUCCUCUUCGAUCCGGUGUCUCCUCCUGGUGAGGAGCGUCCACAACGAGGAGGGAAGCGCAGCCCGAACUUUAAACAAGACGAGGAGUGUUUGAAGUACUUUUAACUCAAAAUCACGCUUUAAAAAGGGUCAUCGGGGGUGAAAGGGCUCCUUGAUCUCUGGACAGAAGGGGGGGGGGCGUUUAAACACUAAUUAUAUAAGCUCCGCCUCCUCCCUGCAGUCACGGUUACUACACUCCUCCCAACGCUCCUCCUCCGUCAGUCUCUCAGGCUACAGGAAACCCAGCGAAGGACUUCAGGCCGGGGGGGGGGGGGGCUCUGAGUCUCCUUUCAGGACUUCAUGCCAUGUAGCGUCCUGUGACACAGUUUCUGAAGUGUAAAUAUCCCCCGAGUCAAUCCCCCCCCCCCGGAGCCUUUUUAAGAAGAAUAAAGACUGCUUAUUUAUUUCCUUGGUUUCACGUCGGAGCCUCGUCCCGUUUGCUCCUUCCUGCUUUUGUCGCUGCGUCUCCUUUUGUUUAAACACCUCCUCCUGGAGCUCACAGUGUGUAAAUGGGUUUAUUUUCCCUUUUUAUGAUUUCCUUUUUUACUUUCUGCUUUAUUAAAAGAUUUUAUUUAUGUGGUUAAAGGUCCCCUUUCUGCAUUUUAAGAUUUACUUCUAAAUGUUUCAAUAAAUGUGGAGAUUUUGUCAUCAACUUUAUCGAUUUGAAGGAUUGUUUGAGGUUUUCUUCUUUGGGAGAAGCUUUGAGAUGUAAAGCUAAAAUCCUCAUCAGAAGCACAAACAUGUAACUUCAUGAAUUACAGACC
This is a messenger RNA of Pungitius pungitius (ninespine stickleback), 5263 nucleotides long. It is a transcript of the gene zmym2, whose product is annotated as zinc finger, MYM-type 2. The record is from RefSeq and is a predicted model, not a curated record. Lineage: Eukaryota; Metazoa; Chordata; Actinopteri; Perciformes; Gasterosteidae. The transcript has 25 exons. The coding region runs from base 107 to 4432 and encodes 1441 amino acids. Gene Ontology annotation, molecular function: zinc ion binding.